Molecule: messenger RNA, 3748 nt
Organism: Colius striatus (speckled mousebird)
Lineage: Eukaryota; Metazoa; Chordata; Aves; Coliiformes; Coliidae
Gene: RNF207
Product: ring finger protein 207
Exons: 18
Coding region: 1589-3550 (653 amino acids)
Biological process (GO): regulation of cardiac muscle contraction; regulation of heart looping
Cellular component (GO): perinuclear region of cytoplasm
Molecular function (GO): transmembrane transporter binding; Hsp70 protein binding; zinc ion binding
Source: RefSeq, a predicted model, not a curated record
GCAGCCGAACGCGGGCUAUCAACAACUCUCCCCGCCCUUUAUUCCAGGAAAGCAAAACUGUACAAAAUGGCUGCCGGGCGCCGCCGGCUCAAUCCUCCUCCUCCUCCUCCUCCUCGUCCUGGUUGAUCUGGAAGUAGCGCAGCUCGUAGCUCUCCUUGCUGUUGGCCACCACGCGCAGCCAGUCGCGCAGGUUGUUCUUCUUCAAGUACUUCUUGGUCAGGUACUUGAGGUACCUGCAGGAGAGGCUCGGCUGAAGGCGCUCUGCACGCCGGGCAGCGCCUCGCUCAGCCCCCGCAGCUCCCCACGGAGCAACACCAACCCCUGUUCCUGCCACCUUCCGCCUCCGCGGGGAGUAACACAUCCCGGCAGGCUCAUCCUGGCAAAGCUUCUGCCAGGAACCACUGCCGAGGGACGGCAACUGGUGUGCAGUGACAGAGGUGGCUGCAGAGCUGGGCGCUGCCCUGGUGCCACAUCCAGUUCUUCCGUUCCCCCCAUUGCAGACCUCCAGCUGCCUGCCACGUCUGCCCCAGCAAAAGCCACACUCGGCGAGACCAGGCCCGAGCAGCUGCAGAAGGCAGGGGCCUGGCAGGAGGAGGGGAAUGGCACAGCACUGGAAGAGCCUGGCUGCAGACCAGCCCCUCCAGUCCAUGCCUGGCAUCCUCUCAGCAGCACAUCCUCCCCUGCUGCCCAUCCCACGGGCCUCCCCAGCAGGAGUACUGGCCAAAUAGCAAUCUCAAAGGUCACUGGGGAACAGCAGCCACCGCACCAAGCACCACACAGCGCUCAACCGGGAACCUUGGCACCACUCCUGCACCGAGACACCUCUCCCAGCCAUGCUCCUGCCUGAACACUGGCGACCCCUGACAAGGGCCAAGCGCUGCCACAGCGACCAACCGCAGCACCAGCAGAGCCUCGUGACGGCCACGGGCACUGUGGGGCCACCUCACCUCUUGGAGAACGGCACCUCGGAUGUGACCGUGAUCUUGCUCUUGCUCCGCUCGAUGGUUACCACGCCCCCGCCCAGGUUACCCGCUUUGCCGUUCACCUUGAUCCUCUCCUGCAGGAACUGCUCCUGCAACAGAGCAACACCAACACUUAGUGGGGCCUCCAGCCCCCCCUGGAUAAAGCCUCCCCUGCUCACUUGUGCCUAACGCUUCAGCUUUGGUUAGAGCUGGGGAAGAGAGAGAAGUGCUGUGACACCCAGGGGAAGGCAAGGAAAGCUCCCUUCCCGCAGGUCUGGUGGCUCCAAGCCUGUCACAGUGAAUCCUAUCAGGCCUGCACCAGAACCUGCAGGGUUCUCAAGUCCCAAAGCACUGGAUUAGUGAGGCAGGGACAUGCUUCCUGGCUUGCCAGGGGACAGCCAGUGAAAGGACAGCUGGGUCAGGAUCCUCCAGAAACAUCUCAGCCACAGCUCCACAACUCCAAUCUCUACUCAAGCAACGUUUGAAUGACAAUAGUCAACACAGAGCAUUGAAUGACAAUAGGUCAAUAGAGAGCACAAGAACACAGCCCUUCCAGCCCUCAGCAGUCCUCAGUGUAGUGGAAAACACACCCCAGGAGGGAUGAGAAGGGCGAUGCUGUUUGACAGAUGGCUGGCAGCAUCUUCUCCCCACUGGAGAGCUGUUCGGAGCUGGAGAAGGCCAACUGCCACCCCCUCGUCUGCCUGCUCUGCCACGAGCCCUACCAGCACCCCUGCCUGCUCGAUUGCUACCACAACUUCUGCGCCAGCUGCCUGCGGGGCCGCGCCAGCGACGGCCGCCUGCGCUGCCCGCUCUGUGGGCAUCCCUCGGUGGUGAGGGGGGGCACGGGGCUGCCCCCCGUGGACAGGCUCCUGCAGUUCCUGGUGGACAGCUCGGCCGAUGGCGAAGAGGACGUGCAAUGUGCCAACUGCGACCGGCACUGCACCAAGACGGAGAUGGACACCAUGUACUUCUGCAACACCUGCGGGCAGCCCCUCUGCGCCUCGUGCCGUGAGGAGACCCACCGUGCCAGGAUGUUUGCCCGCCACGAGAUCGUCUCCCUCUCCAAGCGCACCAAAGACAUCCACAAGAAAUGUGCACUGCAUGAGGAGCCCUACAUCAUGUUCUCCACUGAGAAGAAGUCCAUGCUCUGCAUCAACUGCUUUCGGGACAUGCAAGGGGAGAGCCGUGCGCACUGCAUCGACAUCGAGACGGCGUACAUGCAGGGCUGCCAGCGCCUGGACCAGGCCGUGAUGGCCGUGAAGGAGCUGCAGACCUCCACGCGCGAGGCCAUCGUCCUGCUCAAGGCCAUGAUCGAGGAGGUGCGCAACAGUGCCAGCGAGGAGGAGGCGGCCAUCAACUCCCUCUUCGGCCGCAUGCAGGAGCAGCUCUCUGAGAGGAGAAAGACGCUCCUGAAAGCUGUACAGAGUGUCCCACAAAGGCUGUGCCAUGUCCCACUCUGCUGCAGCCAGCAUGAGGAGAAGGAGAAGGCAUUCAAGGAGCAGCUCACCCACCUCGCCUCCCUGCUGCCCACCCUGCAGGUCCACCUGGUGACCUGCUCAGCUUUCCUGAGCUCUGCCAACAAAGCUGAGUUCCUGGACCUGGGCUAUCAACUGAUGGAGAGGCUGCAGAGGAUCGUCAAGCUGCCGCAUCGCCUGCGACCGGCCCAGACCAGCAAGAUCAACAGCGAGUACCGGGCAGAGUUCGCCCGCUGCCUGGAGCCCCUGCUGAUGCUCAGCCCCCGCCGCUCCGUGGUGGGCAGCGCCGGUGGCAUCGGUCCUGGUAUCGCUGGCACAAACAUGCUCCCUGCUGGCCAAUGCUCCAAGACCCUCAUGGUGCCCAGCUGCCUGCCUGCUGGUGAUAAAAUGUCUGCUGGGCCCAUGGUGCGGAAGCCGACGAUGCACCGGUACAUCAGCACCAAGGUCCUGCUGGCCGAGGGGCGCGAGACCCCCUUCGCCGAGCACUGCCGCAACUACGAGAGCGCCUACCGGAUGCUGCAGACUGAGAUCCAGGGCCUGAAGGACCAGGUGCAGGAGCUGCACCGGGACCUCACCAAGCACCACUCCCUCAUCAAGACCGAGAUCAUGAGCGAGAUCCUGCAGAAGUCGCUGCAGAUGGACGUGCAGAUCGCGGCGCAGUACUCUGCCGUGGAGAUGAUGCGCAGCGUCUUCGAGGAGGUCUGGGAGGAGACGUACCAGCGGGUGGCAAAUGAGCAGGAGAUCUAUGAAGCCCAGCUCCACGACCUGCUGCAGCUGCGGCAGGAGAACAGCUGCCUGACCACCAUCACCAAGCAGAUCGCGCCCUAUGUCCGCUCCAUCGCCAAGGUGAAGGAGCGUCUGGAGCCCAGGCUGCAGGAGCCCUGGGAGCCCAAGGAGGAACAGGCACAGAUGCUGCUCAAGAUCUGCGAUGACAGUGAAGCGGUGCCAAGGGACACCUCACCCAGCAGCAAGGAGGGGGCUCCAGCCAGCCCUGGGGGGGGCUGCACGCCUAGCAGCCCCCAUGGAGACCCUUCCCCAAAAAGCAAAGACUGCUGCAGGGGCCAGCAGAACAGCGGGGCCGAGGGUGCUGCCUGGAAAGAGGCUGCACCGUAGAGCCUGGUGCUGAGCGAGUGAGCUGUGCCCCGGCUGUCAGCCAGCUCCUCUCACCUUGUGCCAGGAGCAAAGGCAGGAAAACACAGCCCAGGCACUCAGGAGCUGCAGCAUCCCAAAGCCUGCCUUAGAGCAGCUGUCUGCCUGCAAAAAUCAUUGUCUUUAUGUGUGUUAGAAGUGAAAUAAAAAGGCACAAGCGUA